Messenger RNA from Rotaria sp. Silwood1, 1026 nucleotides. NCBI's taxonomy places the organism in Eukaryota, Metazoa, Rotifera, Eurotatoria, Philodinida, Philodinidae. The record is from the annotation of a GenBank genome assembly.
AUGAUCGGAGAACUGAUUGAAUUGCAAACACUUGAAGCAUCGGAUGAUCGAAUAUGGUGUGUAGCUUGGAAUCCAACAGGCACAUUACUUGCUUCAUGUGGUUCAGACAAAAUUAUCAAACUUUGGGGACGUGAAGGAGAACGAAAUUGGAUAUGCAAAAGUACAAUGACCGAUAGUCAUACGCGAUCAAUUCGUUCUGUAGCUUGGUCAUAUUGCGGUAAUCGUCUUGCAUCAGGUGGUUUCGAUGCUAAAGUAUCAAUAUGGGAAAGACAAGGUCAAGAAUUUGUCUUACAAACAACAUUAGAGGGUCAUGAGAAUGAAGUUAAAGAUGUUGCUUUUUCACGUAGUGGACUUUAUUUGGCAACUUGUGGUCGAGAUAAAAGUGUUUGGAUUUGGGAAUAUAAUGAGGAAGAAAAUGAUUUUGCUUGUGCUGCUGUUUUAACAACACAUACACAAGAUGUCAAAAAUCUAAAAUGGCAUCCACAAAAAGAUAUUUUAGCUUCAUGUAGUUAUGAUGAUACAAUUAAAAUAUAUAUUGAAGAUAGUGAUGAUUGGUCUUGUGCAUCUAGCUUAGAGUCACAUACAUCAACAGUUUGGGCAUGUGAUUUUGAUGCUACGGGAAAACGACUUGUUUCAUGUAGUGAUGAUAAAACAGUUAAAAUAUGGCAAGCUUAUGAAAAAAAUAAUCAACAAGGUAUUCGUUCAACAAAUGGUGUUUAUCCAGUAUGGAAGUGUGUAUGCACGAUUAGUGGCUAUCAUAAACAACCUAUUUAUGAUGUUAAAUGGUGUCCUCUAACUGGUUUGAUUGCUACAGCUUGUGGUGAUAAUAGUAUACGUAUUUUUCGUGAAGAAGAAACAAAACAAACAGAUGCUCUACCAAGUUUUUCAUUGAUUGCUUCGAAUACCCAUGCUCAUUCACAAGAUGUUAAUCGACUAUCAUUUAAUCCGAAAGAAGCUGGUUUAUUAGCAUCAUGUUCUGAUGAUGGUACGGUUAAAUUAUGGCGAAUUGAACAAAAACUUAUAUGA